AUGUGUCCGGUGGUUAUGGGAAACAAGAUCGUUGGUGUAUAUCAAAAGCACAAUGACACCAUAAUCCCAACUCCAGAGAUUAAGCAUUUUCUAAAUGGCAUUGGAGAAAGACGACCCAUUGGCUUCGGUUCGUUGGAUAUUUGGCAUCAAGACAUGGUGGAUGCUCAACUACGUAGACAUUUUAGAAUGAGUCAUGACACGACAGGUGUUCUUAUAACCAAAAUAGAUCCACUGUCGAAUGCUCUCAAAGUUCUGAAAAAACACGAUGUCAUACUUGCAAUUGAAGGUAUUCCUGUAAACAAUGAUGGAACAGUUCAUUUUCAGAAAAAAGAAUGGCUCGGUCUUGAUGAAUUGGUUUCUAUGAAGAAGCCUGGUGAAACAGCUUUAGUUAAAAUCUUAAGAGAUGGAAAAGAGCAAGCGUUCAACGUCAGUUUAAACUUCACCACGCAGCGUCUGGUUCCGUACAAAUUCCUUCCGAGCUAUUACAUUCUUGGCGGUUUUGUCUUUAUGGCUCUUUCUGAGCCAUGCAUUGAUAGAUCAAGAAAAGACAUAUGUGACUGUGCAUUAUAUAGGAUGGCCACGAAAGCCGGUGAACAGAUUGUCAUCAUUUCUCAGGUGUUGUUGGAUGACAUCAACAAGGAAUACUCUAAAUUUACAAAUUUUGAGGUGAAGAAAGUGAACGGAGUGGAAGUUGUGAAUCUGAAGCAUCUAAGUGAGCUCAUAGAAAAUUGCUGCACCGAGGAUUUGAGGUUCGACUUAGAAAAAGGAAAUGUUAUUGUGUUGAACAAGAAAUCUGCUAAAGAAGCAACUUCGGUGACCUUGGAACGUUACGGAAUACCAUCGGCCAUGUCCGAUGACCUUCAGUAA
This is a messenger RNA of Thlaspi arvense, 867 nucleotides long. NCBI's taxonomy places the organism in Eukaryota, Viridiplantae, Streptophyta, Magnoliopsida, Brassicales, Brassicaceae. The record is from the annotation of a GenBank genome assembly.